Molecule: messenger RNA, 1833 nt
Organism: Varanus komodoensis (Komodo dragon)
Lineage: Eukaryota; Metazoa; Chordata; Lepidosauria; Squamata; Varanidae
Gene: NYX
Product: nyctalopin
Exons: 3
Coding region: 331-1749 (472 amino acids)
Cellular component (GO): plasma membrane
Molecular function (GO): protein binding
Source: RefSeq, a predicted model, not a curated record
GGGUGUUGAUUUGUUCAGAUGGAAGAGUCAUUAAGAUUCAAAGGGCUACUACAUUAAUCACUUACUCCCUAGAAUAUGUCAGGAGCUUGUAUUGGUCUAAUGUUCAUAAGCCCGAUAGAGAUUUUGUUGGCAGCUAAAUACUUGCUAAACAUGAAUACAUCAAAUGAAUUUCCCUCUGGAAUACUGGAUUGCAUGAUCAUAGGAAGACAUUGACCUGAGUAUACGAAUCAACUUGCCACAAUCCUGUAGAGAAGGGAAACGAGCCAUUUGCUUAAAAUUUUGGAAGAGCAUUUGCCAGACCUGAGAUGUCACUAGUGAAUAAUCAGGGUAAUGUUUGUCAUCAUUUUAAAUGUCUUACUUUGCAUCCCACCUGUCUUUUCUGUGUGGGCGUGUGUUCGCUCCUGCCCCACCAACUGUGUGUGCACUCAAGAGAGGAGCUGUUCCAUCCUUUGCGACCGUGCAGGCCUCACACAGAUCCCCAGUGAGUUUCCCUGUGAAGCUUACUCUAUUAACCUGGAUAAAAACAGUAUCAAAUUCCUUGCUGAGAGGGCAUUUGGUACCCUCCCAUCACUCAAAUCUCUCUCAUUGAGCCACAACAACAUAUCCUUUAUCACUCCUGGGGCUUUCAAAGGGCUAGCUAGCUUGGUGGAACUUAAAAUGGCCCAUAAUGAAUACAUUCGGUACCUGCACACUAGGACUUUCAUUUCGCUCAAGAGACUAGUCAGACUGGAUUUGGCGGACUGCAACCUUUUCAACAUUCCAGACAGGAUUUUUAUAGAGCUUCCGGCCCUUCAGGAACUCUUUUGCUUUCAGAACAACUUCCGAAGGAUUCCAGGAGCUAUACGAGGGAUGGAGAAUUUGACCCAUGUCUAUUUGGAGAAAAACAGGAUAGAAGCUGUGGCUUACAAUUCGCUCCUGGGUCUGACCCGACUGAAAUAUCUCAAUCUGCAAGACAACAGGAUAAAUGUAAUUCAUGACAGAGCUUUUCAGGAUUGUCAAAAAUUGGAGUAUCUGUAUUUAAACGACAAUUUUAUCAGUGAUCUUCCUGACAAUUCCUUUGAUGGACUCCGGCAUCUCAAAAUGCUUAAUAUUGGCGGUAACCUGCUCAGGAAUGUUUCUAAUACUUGGUUCCGGGACCAAUUUGAACUGGAAGUUUUGUAUUUGGACAGAAACCAGAUUAUCAAUAUUCAAGAAGGCGCUUUUGAAAACCUAACAAGUUUGGUGUCUUUACACUUGAACAGCAACAACUUAACCACCUUGCCUUUCUCAGUCUUCCAACCAGUCUACUUCCUGGGAAGGCUUUAUCUUUUCCGAAAUCCCUGGGAGUGUGACUGCAGGAUUGAAUGGCUCAAAGAGUGGAUGGAGAAUUACAGGCUCGUUCGGGAUAUUCCUUGUGCCUCCCCAUCCUCUGUAGCUGGUCUUGACUUGACUGAUGUUUAUUUUGAGAGAACAUCUGAAGGUUUCUGUCUUGACCCAGAGGAAUUAAAUGUCACUUCUGACAGUCCUUUUCCAACUGGAGAACUGCAAUCUACCACAGAGAACAAGUUUAACAGCCUUAUCUCCAAAUUUCUACUCCAGAAGGGCCUUUCAGAAGAGGUGGUAAACACCACAGAAAGCUUUAUCAAUACUACCUUGUUGGAUGGAUUAACUAAUGAGGCGUCUUUAGGACUGGGGACAUGUAAUAUCAAACUAAUAUGUUCUGUUAAUCUUUGGCUAUUCAUUAUAGCUCAAGCGAUAGAGGAUAAAUAGCUCAAAACAAUUCUAAGGUUAGUUAAGGAUUUGGUAUUUGUACAGGAUAGAAGCUACCACCCAUAGAACUCUGCCUUAGCUGAG